AUGGCCAUGAUGCGCAAGAUCAUGGCUGGGCAGGGCAGUGUCCUGGGUCAGCCCUUGUCAAGGCUUCUCACGGAGCGAGCCCGCUGCACCGAAUCCGAGAUUGCAACCGGCAAGGUCCAGACGCUUCACAGGGAGAUUAGCCGCUACAAGCGCCCGAGCGUCGUGAAGAGAACUUUUUCACCUUUGGCCGGGAAGUCUUUGGCCGGGCUAAGAGGCCAGAAGAGCGAUGAAGGCCUUGACCUGUGGGGCAAGCUCGAAGACGAGCCGAGGGAGGGACCGCAGGGACCGCCGACUCCGAAGAGUCCUCCUGGUGCCGGCACUUCAACUCUGGACCUUCGCGAGCUUGAAGACGCCGGCGAACAGCAUGUUGGAGGAGAUGGACAGCCAUCGAGCAGCGACAGCUCGGAAGAAGAAGUGGACGAAACGCCUCAGACGAUGCGGUCGAUACCACCGGUGCUCUCCAGGUGUGGAAGCCGGGAGGAGACCAACAGCAACUGCUCCGGUCAGUCGCCUCGUCACUCGCUUUCGCGUACCAGCUUGGUGCGCCGCCUUGCGUCGGAAGACGGUGAGGCAGCAAGCCAGGCACCACGCAACAUCCGUGCUACGCUGAAAGACAAAAUGUUGCUUAGCUCACAAGAUGUCAUCAUCGUUUGA
Symbiodinium sp. CCMP2592 is the source of this 654-nucleotide messenger RNA. NCBI's taxonomy places the organism in Eukaryota, Dinophyceae, Suessiales, Symbiodiniaceae. The record is from the annotation of a GenBank genome assembly.